GUCUAUUAAUUGUAAGGGAUACGUAACACAGCAUACCCACUAGUAACCUGGUGCGGAAGCGUGAUCGAGAGCCUUCAGCUAUUUGUGUCCAGUAUACUAACUAAGUCGGAAUUAAUGUCAAAGACUCACAAAGUUAUAUAUUUUCGCUAGUCAUUUGCCACUACAACCCCUUAGACCCAUUCCCGCAGCCUUGAGGCCGGUCUAGUACUUAAAAUGAAAUCUUGAAUGAUCUAACACUUCUUUGCAGGAAAAAAUAAUUUGAUUUCGUGAGGAACUAAAAAUGUUUUUGCUUUAUUCUGAUGAAUGUUACCAUAUUUAUUCCUAAGCUUAUUGGCGGUGCUUGAAAAGUAGUUUUACGAAUGUAUGGGUACAAGUAGUCUGUGAGUAUUCCUGAGUAAACUACAAUUUCCUGUUGCCAUUUCGCUAUAGGGAGCCAUGGAGCUUAAUGGGAUAUAUAGCCAAUCAUAUAAUGAGCAAGUGCCUAAUGGGUCUCAUAGUACGGGAUCUGGAAGCGCAACUCAAGAUCCAGAGCUCACUAGACCAAAUAGCGCUGAUAGCUCCCAACAUUACCACGCUCCUUCAAAUCAAAGUUCAAGUGCUUCACUGUCAAUAGAAGAACGACUCAGGCGCGUUAGAGCAUCUGAACAACUAAAACAGCAGCAACGUUACGCAGCCUACGUAGAAGCCCAACAACAAGCUGAAAUGGCACGUAUGCGCCAACAAGAGGAAAGAAAGCGCAGGAUUGAAGAAAUGCGACAGAAGGAACAAAUGCGCCGACUUAGUGCACUAGAACGACGUGCAGCCUUGGAAUUAUCUAACCAAGCACGGAUAGAGCGACUUCGAGAACGGUCGGCUAACCGUUCAGGAAACAAUACGUUUCGCCGCCAGUUUGCAGAACAUGAUCACUCUGGCCGUACUGCAAGUGCUUCUCCUUCUUUGGGAACCUCGCGAAAUCCAAGCACUCUUAUGACAACUUCGUGUGUGGUCGCCUUUGGAAGCAGCGCUCCGCGCUCUAUAUGUACGCAACAAAGUGCAGCAGCUUUACGUUUGAAACAGGCUUUUGAAGCGCGAUUAGCUAGCUACCUUACCGGUCGACAUAGUGGGUGCUUUUUUACAGCAGCUGCAGCACCUUAUUAUUCGUGCUUUAUAGAUACAUCACAUGGACCUCGGCCUCAAAUCUCUGUGUAUAAAUCGAGGCCCUGUAAUCGAGGUGUAACGCAGUCUAGGCGAGCUGUUUCAGCUCAUGCCUCUGUUUUGCGUCAUACUAAGUCUUCAUUCACUCGGGUUACUCAUGCUCGACGUCAACAAAAUUCUCUUACUAACAGAGACACUGUUUUCAAAAAUGGUCAACCUAUCAGCACUAAAGUCUUGAAAUCCCCAAACACUACCACAGUUCCUGAUGGGCACAAUGUCGAGAGUAAUCGAACCAGUGAAGUAAUUUCAAGUCGAUCUAAUUCAUCCAACGAAUGUGAUAAAAUUGGGCGUCUUAAUCAUCAUCCCAAAGUGCCAAAACAUAUUACUGCACCCGCAAAUACAUCGAAAACGAAAGAACAUACAGCUAAGUUGGAAAAUAUGGUCCCACCUUCAGAUUCCACUAGUUCUACACGUUCCAACUCUAUUGAGAGACGAUCUAGACAACCAACUAUUUCUGUAUUCGAACGUUUAACAAUGUCUCGUUCUGUCACUACUUCUGGAAACGUUACGACAAAUAAAGCAAGACCUGUCCAUUCGUCUGCUAGUACUGUGCAUGUGGCAAAAAGACCUGAAUCUAUUCGAGAAUCCAAACGCAAUGGUAACUCUGUCGUGCCACCUGUGAUGUCUAAGUCCGUUUCUGGUGAUGCGUUACAUCUGCGCCACCAGAAGAAACCAGUGCUCCCCUCGAAACCCCUCUCACCGCCCUCUUAUCCAACCAGAAUCCAGGAACCAGAAACAGCUAUUUCCAGUCUUCCUCCGUUACCUCAGUCUUCAUCUGAGUCAGAAAGUGUUACUCAAGUAGCUGAAGAUAUCUCUAUUAAAAAAGUGCCUUGCAGUGACUCUACUCCAUCUCCUUCAUCUCAAGUUAAUGAUGUAAAGAAUGAAACUUCGUCCAUUGUUGCACAAAUAGGUCCAAUUAAGGCUGAGACACGUGGUUCAGGUGAAGGUGCUAUUUUAUCUGAAAAUGAAGCAGCAAUUUAUCGUGCAAAACUUUUUAAACAACGUCGCUUAGCAAAAGAGCGAAUGGAAGAAGAAAAAAGACGAUUGGAAGAGGAAAGUCGUAAUCGACAAACCCAACAAGAGCAAGCUGGUUUAGCUGCCGAAGCUGAAGAAGCUCGUUUAAAAGAAGAACAGGACGCUCGUUUGGCUGAAGAAGCUCGUUUAAGGGAGGAGCAAGCUCUUCAUCAGGCUGAAGAAGCUCAACGUGCAAAAGAAGCGGAAGAAGCCGCCAGGCUUCAAGCAGAAGAAGCAGAGCGCCUUGCGAAAUUGCAACGUAGUGAAGAAGAAAGAGUUUUACGCAAGAAAAAGUUGGACAGUAUUAUGUCUCGUGUCAAAAGACCAGUGAAGUUAACAUCUGAGGCAACUAGUGAAUCUGGGUCUACAACCAAUCUUCAAUCAACGGAUACCACACAAUCAUCUUUAGUGCCUGAUACUACUUGUGCUUCGCCUGAUAGAAUCGUUAACCAAGAACCAACUAUAGGUGUUGAAGCACCUAAAGUGGGGAUCAAUCCAUCAGAGAUUUAUGAAACUUCUAAUGGCAGAGUCAUUUUUACUGUUGAUGGUGAAAGGGUGAAUGAAUCUUCGUCUUCACUUAAUGACGAAUCUGUCAACCAGUCAUCUUUUUCACACACAAUUACUGAAAACGAUUCGAAAAAUAAUGUAAAUAACACUUUUGAAGAUCUCGUCUCCAGUACUACUAUUACUACUACCAUCAAUGGAAAGUCGGAUAAUGAUAACAAUACACCAUUAAAUAAUGUGAAUGACGCAAAAGCAACAACACAAGUGACAAGCGAUUCGGAUUUGACAAUGAUAAGGAAUAGUUCAAGUGCUAGUCAUAGAACACCACAAUUCAAAUCUGCGUUAUUGCAAUCUAUGCUAGGCGCAGGUCGUUUAUCUGCACAUGCUAAAGAUGCUGUUGCUGGAUUAAGACGUAAUUCUUCUCAAAUACAAAAUGAUCAAAGUACAAAUGAUAAUUGGUCUCAACAUCAUGAACAUAGUGAUUCUACUGUGUCUAGUUUCUACUCAGUUAAUAGUACACUUAUUCAGGACUCUGGUGAUUCUGUAAAUAUAAACAAUAGUUCUUCAAUUAUGCAUUCUGUGCGGGACACAUCUAGGCAUUAUCAACAUGAUCUACCUCACCUUAAUGGAUCAAAUGUUAUGCAGAAGUCUAGUAAUCCUGUAUACUUGUGGUCGGAAGAUCCUGAUCAUGAAGUUUCCAAACCCGAUUCAUUGUCUUCUGUUCCUCUCGAUACAUCAACUCAUUGAAUUUUAUUGCGACUAGAAAAAUCACACAUGUAUUCGUGAAAUAUAAAAGUUUGUGAAACUUUUUAAUUCAAAUGCUUCCAUGCUUCUACCUAACUAAAUUGAUCCAUCUUACUGUGUAUUAUUCUAAGCUUUCCAAGUGAUUAAAUAACAAACAUUGAUUCCACUAAGUAGUUUUUGCUCUGUACUUUCUCUCUUUCUCAUCCCAUCCCCGUCUAUCACUACAUAUAUACAUAAACAUGAAAUUUUAUUCCACUUUUUAUUUUAAAAAAGAAAAUUAGUAAGAAGGACUCAUUUGCACAUUUUUUAUCGCAGUUCCCUAUUUAACAUGUACAUUGAGAGCUGAAGACUGUGCACACCGUGUGUAUUGAUUCAAUUUAUUUGUUAUUAUUUAGUUAUGAUGACAAUAAUAAUAAAAUACCUCUUCGAGUCUUUUUUUCAUCGCUAUUCUAGUUGUUAAUUCUGGUUGAUUAUGUAAUACCAAUCAAUCAACUAAUCAGUCAUAAAAUUGUACAACUUAUUUAUAUAGUUUUAUGAUUAAUCCUAUGAUUCGUUUUCUCCUUGCCCAUCAAAGUUUUAUCUCCUUGUUAUUGCUUCUGUUUAUUUGAUGGUAUACCAAGUAAUCCUGUAAUUUUGUAAGCUAUACUUCGUGUAUCCUCCCCUUCCUCAAUACUGAAACAACCUACUACUGUCUUCCUCAUAUAUCCUUUCUUUCCCGGUACACGCGGAUGAGUGCCAUAAUGCUUCCUUAUAAACAGGUGAAGAUUUCUUGUUUUCAUGUGUCAUAUCCACGGUCCCCAGUACAUAAACCUCUUGCUAGUUUUUUUGCACAGUUUUACUGUUGUUCAUUCACUGAUGCUUUAUCCGAUAUUUAUGCGUGUGCCUGUACGCUUGUCCGCAUUUUAUAUACAUGUAGGCUAUGUGAAAGGAGCAGAAUUGUUUAACUUUUGUUUAUCAUAUAUCUCAGUUGGUCAUUUCAUUUAUGAUAAUGAUAGUAAUUAUUAUUAUUGUUUUUAUUAUUAUUAAACGUUUGGUUAAUUUUAUCUCAUUCUCUUCUCUUCAUUUUCUCUAUUCACAUAGCUCUGUUUUAACUCUUAUCCGUCAUUGUCUAUAAUUUAUUUAUAAUGAAAGAAAUAAAGAUUCAUUAGUGAUGAAAA
Messenger RNA from Schistosoma margrebowiei, 4613 nucleotides. Lineage: Eukaryota; Metazoa; Platyhelminthes; Trematoda; Strigeidida; Schistosomatidae. The record is from the annotation of a GenBank genome assembly.